Erythranthe guttata (spotted monkey flower) is the source of this 2090-nucleotide messenger RNA. RefSeq lists its product as uncharacterized. Lineage: Eukaryota; Viridiplantae; Streptophyta; Magnoliopsida; Lamiales; Phrymaceae. The record is from RefSeq and is a predicted model, not a curated record.
CCAUGAAAAUCCAAAUAUAUGGAACCGACCCCUAAAAAUAAGGAAGAAAGAAAGAAAAGUCCAAAAGCAUAUUUCAUUGUUUGUAGUGAGUGCGUGUUUGUGCGCGUACGGAGAGCAUUUGUUCACCGAGCACACUUGUCCACAGCCACCCCCAGUUGUCCCCAUACCCUUGAGAGAGAGAGAAGAGAGAGAGAGAGAUUAGAGAGAGAGAGACUGGACCGAGACAAACCCAUCUCUCUCCCCAGUUGCGUGUACAUACAAUUUCUAGUGAGAGAAACUCGAGAGAGAGAGAGUAUUUCGGAACCGAUGCUGUGGUGGAAAUGGGGAAGGCCGAUAAUCAGCGACUGCCGAUUGUGCAGCAGCCUAGUGGCGGCGGCGGCACUGCUUCUAGAACCUUCCUCUGCCGGAGAUGUGCGGUGGGCCUUCGCGGACUCUGCACCCUCAAAUGCGCCGUCGUUUUGAUGCUCAGUGUCGCCGCUUUCUUCUCCGCCGUUUUCUGGCUUCUUCCUAUUCGGUACAGGGAAGUUGGCUUCGAUGCUCGAGAAUCCAUCAAACUCAGUGCCACAGUUCAAUCAUAUUUCAAGCUUCAGAAACCAGUUCACGAGCUCGUACCGUAUAUUGCAAGAUUAGAAUACGACGUCAAUGAGGAGAUAGGUGUCCCUUCUUUAAAGGUUGCUGUUUUGUCCAUGCACAAGGCAAACACUUCUAACUGCACUGAUGUGGUGUUUGGCUUCCUUCCCGAUCCAAUCAAUAGUACAAUGAAUUCAGUGGCUUUGAGUUUGUUGAAAUCAUCCUUAAUAGAUCUGUUUCUUCAACAAUAUAAUUUGACAUUAACUUCCCCUAUCUUUGGAGAGCCUUCUUCAUUCGAGAUUCUAAAAUUUCCCGGUGGGAUUACCAUAAUACCUGAGGGAGCUGCUUUGAUAUCUCAAGCCCUUGUGAAUUUCACUCUCAACAGCUCAAUAUACGACAUAAAGGAAAAUCUUCCGGAAUUGAAGGAACAACUGAAAUCUGGACUGCGUUUGAUGUCCAAUGAGGUGGUGUACGUAAAGGUAACAAACAAACACGGCUCGACGAAAGACCCACCAGUUACAGUUGAAGCUUUGGUUGCAUCUGAUAGUGGGACAAUACUUCCAGACAGAUUGAAUCAGCUGGCUCAAAUAAUUACCGGAUCACCCCCCACGGAUAAUCUUGGCCUAGAUCAUUCCGUUUUUGGGAAAGUCAAAGAAAUUAGCUUGUCAUCAUUUCUAAAUCACUCACUUCAUACACCAACGCCGACACCAACCCCAUCGCCUUCUCCAGAUAUGGCACCAUCUAAUUCUCCUGGUUUUGCACUACCACCUUGUACAAACUGUUAUUCAUCUGCACCCAGUCCAAAUAAUGCCCCUUCCAAUUCUUUAUCUCCGAUUUCUGAUUCUCCUGCACCCUCGGAUUGUUGGUCUACUAAGCCACCAAGUCCGCCUCCAACUUCUCACAGUGACCAAAUAUCUCCUAAUUUAUCACCUCGAAUAUCACCGGGUCCUUCUCCAUCGCCUAGUGCUGGAUAUGGUUCGGGCGAAAGGAGUGGGAAAGGCUUGGUGUCUCCGCUGAGUGCUUCCUCUGCAUACGACCAUUCAUCUUUUGUCGUGGGCACUUGGAGGAUUCAACGCUUCUACUUAAACGGACUUGUGGCACUUGUUGUCCUAUCUUGGAUUUCGACAUCUUCCUAAAUUGAUAUAUAUACACAUAUAUAUAUAUAUAUAUAUAACUUAUUACAGUUUUGGUGGUGGAGAGUGAAAUUGCGGUGAUAAAAAGAAGUCGACAGAGGAGCUUAAGAGAGUUGGAGGGGAAUGCCAAAAGAUGGCACACAAACCUUCACCCUUCACUGUUAUCGGGUCUGUGUGUGGCUCUCGACAUAAAAAAAAAAGAGUGAAAAAUGGUUUGCUUUUCGUUUGCAGGUUUUCCGAAAGAACAAACUGUAAAAUGUACGGGUUCUUUCUGAACUUCUGCAAGGGCCGCUGAUUAUAAUGUUAACAAAAACAGAGUAUCAAUUAACUUUAUAUAUAUAAAUAUAUAGUCAGUAAAUAAAUCAAUUACCUGCUUAUGUGCCUGCA